Molecule: messenger RNA, 960 nt
Organism: Echinops telfairi (small Madagascar hedgehog)
Lineage: Eukaryota; Metazoa; Chordata; Mammalia; Afrosoricida; Tenrecidae
Product: olfactory receptor 7G2-like
Exons: 1
Coding region: 13-960 (315 amino acids)
Biological process (GO): G protein-coupled receptor signaling pathway
Cellular component (GO): membrane
Molecular function (GO): G protein-coupled receptor activity; olfactory receptor activity
Source: RefSeq, a predicted model, not a curated record
AGAAACAUCAGGAUGAAAUUAGAAAACAAAACAGGUAUAGCAGACUUCCUCCUCCUGGGCCUCUCAGAUGAUCCAGAAAUGCAGCCCCUCCUUUUUGGGCUGUUUCUGACUAUAUAUCUGAUUACUGUGAUUGGAAAUCUGUUUAUAAUCCUGGCUGUCAUUUCAGACUCCCACCUCCAUACCCCUAUGUACUUCUUUCUCUCCAACUUGUCCUUCAAUGACAUCUGUUUCAGCACGACCACCGUCCCCAAGAUGUUGGUAAACAUUCAUGUACAGAGAAAGUCUAUCAGUUACACAGGCUGCCUCACUCAGAUCUGCUUUGGUUUGAUUUUUGCCGGUUUGGAAAAUUGCCUCCUUGCAGCAAUGGCCUAUGACCGCUAUGUGGCCAUUUGUCAGCCACUGAGGUACACAGUCAUCAUGAAUCCCCGACUCUGUGGCCUACUGAUUAUACUGUCCUUGGUCAUUAGUAUCAUGAAUGCCCUGCUCCACAGUCUGAUGGUGUUGCAGCUUUCCUUCUGCACAGACCUGGACAUCCCUCACUUCUUCUGUGAACUUGGUCAUGUCCUUAAGUUAGCCUGUUCUGAUACACUCAUCAAUAACAUCCUAGAAUAUUUUGUAACUAGUGUUUGGGGUGGCAUUACACUCCUUGGAAUCAUUUUCUCUUACACUCAAAUUGCCUCUGCCAUUCUAAGAAUCCCAUCAGCUGGUGGAAAGUAUAAAGCUUUUUCUACUUGUGGUUCUCACCUUUCUGUUGUAUCCUUGUUCUAUGGUACAGUUUUUGGAGUCUACCUUAGCUCUGCAGCUACUCUUUCUCCCAGAAAAAGUGCAAUAGCCUCAGUGAUGUACAUUGUGGUCACGCCCAUGCUGAACUCCUUCAUCUACAGUCUGAGGAACAAGGACAUAAUGGGGGCUUUGAGGAAAAUCAUCUCAAAAGUAACUUUUCAUGGAUUGCAGAUUUAA